Molecule: messenger RNA, 507 nt
Organism: Geodia barretti
Lineage: Eukaryota; Metazoa; Porifera; Demospongiae; Tetractinellida; Geodiidae
Source: the annotation of a GenBank genome assembly
GAACCAUUGUGGACUAUCCCAAAAUCCGGAGUGCGUUUUCGAGACAUCACUCCGUUACUCCAAAACCCGGAAUCUUUCCGAUUCGGCAUUGACCGCCUAUACCAAAGAUACCAAAAUACCGAACUCGAUGGAUUGGUCGCGCUGGAUGCCCGCGGAUUCCUGUUUGGAUCAACAUUAGCCUAUUUGCUGGGCGUUCCGCUCAUUCCUGUUCGUAAAACGGGGAAACUGCCUGCCGAAACCGUCAGCACCGACUACCAACUGGAAUAUGGCUUGAACAGUCUGGAAAUGCAUGUCGAUGCACUCGACGAAGCCACGCGGGUGGUCAUCAUUGAUGAUUUGAUUGCGACCGGGGGCACGAUGUGUGCAGCCGUUGAACUCAUCAGUCAGCUCGGCGGAGAAACCAUUGAAUGCGCAGUCAUCAUUGAACUGGUUGACCUGGAUGGAAGGGCAAAAUUAUCUCCUGUUCCUUUGUACAGCUUGGUUUCGUUUCACGAAGAUGAAGCGUGA